CGGUCGGAGUGACAAAGAGAACGAGCACAGUCCGACGGAGAAGGCAUAAAAAAAAGGAAAUUUCUGAAUUGCCUUUGGGAUUCUAAUCACCUUUUCCGUUCGGAACCGCACCAUUGGCUAGUUUCGCGAAGCUAACCGUGUGUACAUUGGAUUUCUUAUUCCGUGAUCUGUGUGCAUGGAGUUAAGUGCAUCGGAGGAUAUCAGUUUUUAAAUUGGGCAAUUGGAAAAUUCUCAUUCGUCUCGUUGGUUCGAGCAAGGAAGCCGCCAUGGCUGGUGCUAUUGGAUCGUUGAGUAUCCACUUAAGUAUAUGAAAAAUACUGUAUGGUUGUGAUUAAAAACCACCCUGGUUUCUCAGCGGUUUGAUGGUAUAUUAGUCACCGACUGUGUUCAUUGUGUAAAUCUCUGUUUCGGACAGAGAGAAAGAGAGAGAAACGAGGAUCGGGGUUUUGUUCGAGGGAAACUGGGAAAAGGCCAAUUUCAUGACCACUUUGAUUGACCAAAUGUAUUUAAGAUUUACUCACUGAAAAUAAUACGAAUAGUCGUAGAAAAACGACCGAGAGGAAAAUGAUCUGAAAGCGAGACUGUCGGUGGACAGUAGAAGGUUGAGAACUUACUGACGAAAACGACCGAGAAGGGAUCCGGACAGCCCAGUUGCUUUCCCACAUUUUCCUCAUUAUUUCAGUCAGAGAUAAACUGGUUUCCGGUGGGUCGAAACGGGUUCGUUCACAAGGCAAAUAAACGCAUUUUACUUUGAGAGACGCGUGGGAAAUCGGAUUGGAAAAUGUCCGGUCGGCCUAGAACCACCUCGUUCGCAGAAAGCUGCAAGCCAGUGCCGCAGCCGUCGGCUUUUGGCAGCAUGAAAGUCAGCAGAGAUAAAGAUGGCAGUAAAGUGACCACAGUUGUGGCGACCCCUGGACAAGGACCAGACCGGCCGCAGGAGGUCAGCUACACUGACACCAAAGUCAUCGGCAAUGGCUCUUUUGGCGUGGUAUAUCAGGCCAAGCUCUGUGACUCAGGAGAACUGGUGGCCAUUAAGAAGGUCCUCCAGGACAAGCGAUUUAAGAACCGUGAGCUUCAGAUCAUGAGAAAACUGGACCAUUGCAACAUUGUGCGUCUGCGUUACUUCUUCUAUUCAAGUGGAGAUAAGAAAGAUGAGGUGUAUCUGAAUUUGGUUCUGGACUAUGUUCCUGAGACUGUGUACAGAGUGGCGAGACACUACAGCCGUGCUAAGCAGACCCUUCCCAUGGUUUAUGUGAAGUUGUACAUGUACCAGCUCUUCAGGAGUCUGGCCUACAUCCAUUCCUUUGGGAUUUGCCAUCGGGACAUUAAACCUCAGAACCUUUUGUUGGACCCAGAGACGGCUGUGCUCAAGCUCUGUGACUUUGGCAGUGCUAAGCAGUUAGUACGUGGAGAGCCUAAUGUUUCCUACAUAUGCUCACGGUACUACAGAGCCCCUGAACUUAUUUUUGGAGCGACCGACUACACUUCCAGCAUAGACGUGUGGUCAGCUGGCUGCGUGCUGGCGGAACUGUUGCUAGGACAACCAAUUUUCCCCGGCGACAGCGGAGUGGAUCAGCUGGUGGAAAUCAUCAAGGUGCUAGGCACUCCCACACGUGAGCAGAUUCGGGAAAUGAACCCAAACUACACGGAGUUCAAAUUUCCACAGAUUAAGGCUCACCCAUGGACUAAGGUGAGUAAACAGGUGUUCCGGCCCCGUACGCCUCCUGAAGCCAUUGCGUUGUGCUCCCGGCUGUUGGAGUACACACCCACUGCUAGACUGACCCCACUAGAGGCCUGCGCUCAUUCCUUUUUUGAUGAACUGCGGGAUCCAAAUGUAAAACUUCCUAAUGGACGUGAGAAACCAUCCCUGUUCAACUUCACAACUCAAGAGCUGUCCAGUAACCCCUCCCUGGCCUCUAUCCUAAUUCCUGCUCAUGCACGUAACCAGACAGGAGCAUCUACUCCCACCAACACCUCUGCCACUUCAGAUGCCAAUAGUGGAGAUCGUGGUCAGACCACAACUGCUGCCUCUGCCUCCGCCUCCAACACCUCCUCCUGAGUGGCCCAGCCAAUCAGACCUGACCCACUCUCCAAGGCCAUGCCCACCCCCACUGCUCACCAGCUUAAUGGGCAGGAUUUGAAUAAUGUAAACGCCACUCUUAUUCAGACUGCAAGAGCCAACCUUCAUUUAUGUCUUUUAUUAUGAAGUUCUGAAAGAGUUCCAAAUUAUACAUGGAAAAGCCUCGUCAAGUGUAACUAGCGGAGUGUGACAGGAAAAGAGAGAGCAGUGAGAAAUUGGGUGGGGGGGUCAAACCAUAAAACCUGGUCUGUGACCAGCUGGAACAUUGUUCAUUCUCAGAGGACAAUCUUGUUAUCUAAGCAAUCUGGUAGCCAGAUCCAUCCACUUCCUUUUCAUUUAUUUGGACUCUCCUUCUCUCAUCUGGACUGUCUUGAUCUACACAUUCUAUCUCUCUAUCCUCCGUUUCAUCUGUUUUGGGGCCUCUCAUAGCGCAUGGCUUGAAUUUGGUUUGGAGCACCCUAUAUACACCCUGUAUACUACAUACUGUAUGUAUGUAGUGUUUAUGUAUAUUUACAAAAUAAUGCCGCCUACAAAACGAGGAAAUAAUGCAACACAAAUCGUAAUACUAUACUAAUUGUAUCUAUUAAACUAUUAAGGCACUUUUACCAUACACAAGAGGUAUAAAAGUAAAUGCUACACAAAAGUGCUUGUUCCAACAAAAAAGCCAACCGAAAAAUACUGCGUGAUGAUUUAAGUGUUUUAAGUGCUUUCAAGCUAUUCUGUUUAAUCCUCUUUUAUUUUGUUUUAUAAUGAAAGGCAGCAUAUGGCAGACAUUUUAUUUGAAAGGUGAGAUGUUUUCAACAUGCCUCUGUCUCUGUGUUCCUGUAUGAUAUAUACAUUCACAGUUUAUAUAUUAUUUGCAUUAUGUAAAAUAUAUACAUAUAUACACUGGCGGCCAAAAGUUUGGAAUAAUGUACAGAUUUUGCUCUUUCGGAAGGAAAUUGGUACUUUAAUUCACCAAAGUGGCAUUCAGCUGAUCACAAAGUAUAUUCAGGUCAUUACUGAUGUAAAAAACAGCACCAUCACUAUUUGAAAAAAGUCAUUUUUGAUCAAAUCUAGACAGGCCCCAUUUCCAGCACCCAUCACUCCAACACCUUAUCUUUGUGUAAUCAUGCUAAAUUGCUAAUUUGGUACUAGAAAAUCACUUGUCAUUAUAUCAAACACAGUUGAAAGCUAUUUGGUUCAUUAAAUGAAGCUUAACAUUGUCUUUGUGUUUGUUUUUGAGUUGUCACAGUAUGCAAUAGACUGGCAUGUCUUAAUAUCAAUAUUAGGACAAAAAUGGCAAAAAAGAAACAGCUUUCUCUAGAAACUCAUCAGUCAAUCAUUGUUUUGAGGAAUGAAGGUUAUACAAUGCUUGAAAUUGCCAAAAGACAAAGGACAACUGGCUCUAACAAGGACCGAAAGAGAUGUUUAAUGCCUGAUGUACAACUAAACAAGAGGACAAGUACAUCAGAGUCUCUAGUUUGAGAAAUAGACGCCUCACAUGUCCUCAGCUGACAGCUUCAUUGAAUUCUACCCGCUCAACACCAGUUUCAUGUACAACAGUAAAGAGAAGACUCGGGGGUGCAGGCCUUAUGGGAAGAAUUGCAAAGAAAAAGCCACUUUUGAAACAGAAAAACAAAAAGAAAUGGUUAGAGUGGGCAAAGAAACACAGACAUUAAACAACAGAUAAUUGGAAAAGAGUGUUAUAGAUCUUAACCCCAUUGAGCAUGUUGUGGGAUCAGCUAGACUGUAAGGUGUGUGAGAAGUGCCCGACAGAACAGCCACAUCUGUGGCAAGUGCUACAGAAAGUGUGGGGUGAAAUGUCACCUGAGUAUCUGGACAAACUGACAGCUAGAAUGCCAAGGAUCUGCACAGCUGUCAUUGCUGCACGUGGAGGAUUUUUUGAUGAGAACUCUUUGAAGUAGUUUAAAAAGUUCUGAAUUUUAUUCUCCAAAUUGUAAUGGUAAUUUUUCAUGUUAUUAAUGUCCUGACUAUACAUUGUGAUCAGUUGAAUGCCACUUUGGUGUAUAAAAGUACCAAUUUCUUUCCAUAAGAGCAAAAUCUGUACAUUAUUCCAACAUAUAUAUAUAUAUAUAUAUAUAGUUAUAGUUAUAUUUAGAUAUAUAUCUAGCAUCAUUCGUUCAGAAUACAUCAUGGUUUUGCAGUGGAGCAGCUAAUUUUGCUGCUGACCAAAAAUAUACAGGAUGUAUAUGAAUAACAACUUGGACACACUCUACUGGAGCAGUUUUCUACAAAAACGCAACCCUCUUUCAUGCUGUUUUCUGUUCACCCCCCUAAGAAAUAUAGAUUGCCUUCCUGUCCUAAACGUCUCCCCUCUUUUGUUAUUUAUUGUUGCAUGUGCGUUGAUAUCGUAAUAUUCAAAAAGUCAUGUUAGGCAUUGUUCUUAUUCACACAGCUUAACAAAAAGAAUGAAGAAAUAUUCAUAAAAGCAUCAAUAUUCGUUUGUAAACAGAAGUGGCAGAGAAAUUAUUCAAUUUCAUGUUCUGGUUGGCAGAGAAAACUCACGAACUAUGUUUUUUUUGUUUUUAUUUUUUUAAGCCUGUGCUCCAUUUGCAAUGUUAAACUGUAGUGGCUGUGUUGUUAUAACCACUACUUGAGCAUUUCUUUCUUUAUCUUGUCUCAACCUGCAUAUGGAAGAAAUGUACUUUUAUUUCUCAAAACGUCUUAAUACGCAAAGUAUAACAGUAACAAAAAAAAAAACAAAAAAAAUACAAACAAAAAACCGUGUAUAUAAAGUACAGCACAGUUGCUCUUCACCAAAUUCUGUACUUUUUAUUUUUUGUUAGGUUUUUUGUAUUAUUUUUUUGAACGUGCGUGUGAAUGUGUGUAUGCGUGUGUUCUGCUAUAUAAAUAUGCUGACCUGAGAACUGUUAAUGAAUGAAAACAAAGAUGAGGGAUUAAAUAAAAAAUAAAUAAAUAAAAAAAAGGAUAAAAAAAAAAAAAAAACAUUUAAAAGAUCAGGGCAAAAAUUAACUGUUUGUUGGAUACUGUAGACAAGGAGCUUUCUCCAGCCAUAUAGUUCAAUCUUAUCUGUACAGUAGGUGCCAGCUAUAUUAUUGUAUCUAUAACUAGUAAUGUAUAGUGUAUCUAUAGUUUGGAGUGCCUUUGCUUCCAUACACUUCCUGUCCCUAGACCACACCCCUUCCUUGCAUCACACAAGACAGACCACAUCCUUUCCCUUCCUGUGACCCUCUGCAAGUGCUGUUGAUUAGUCAAGUCUCUUAUGCUGGCAAAAUGACGCUCCUGUCCUUUUAUAGUAGCUACUACCACUUAAUUUCCUUCGAAACCACACUCAUUUCUAGCAUCUCUGUAUAUGUUUUUCCUCAUUUUGUUUUCAAGUAGCGAUCACAAUGUUAAAGUAUUGGCACAAAGAUGUAUUUGUGUGUGGACGAAGUAGAGAUCAGAUACCACUGUCACAAUGUAUGUUUUUACACUUGUUCCACUACCAAAGUGAACCAACUACGAGUGUGUUGUGAUGUACUGUAACUGCGAUAUCCCUGGGGGCAAUAAUGAUUUCUUUUGUGUUUUUGCUUGUUUAUCUCGGCAAUGAACAGUAUGUUGGCCAGCCAGACAGUACGCAGUAGAGAUGUCACAACGUUCCCCUCUCUGUGUAAAGCUUGCUUGUAAGAUAUGCGUUCAUAGAUGUGUUGCUUUCCACGAAUGGUGUGACCACUUCUCGUGACUAAAGUUAAAGUAAAAUAUGUAAAGACACAAGGGUUAAAAAUAAUUACCAAAAUAAAAUAAAAAAAUAAAGACAAAAUAGUUUGAAGGACUGUGGGCUAAAUACAGACUUGUUGGGAAAAAAAGUUGUCUUGGAUUAAAAAAAAAAAAAAAAAGACAAAAAAUACAACCUGUAUACCAUUAAUAUUACUUGAAUGACUCUGUUUGUGACUGAAAUUUUUAUUUUAGUUGAAAUAUAUUCUUUUUCUGUGAAGGUAUGCUAAAUGUCUCCUCUCCUUGUAAAUAUGUCCGUUUUGGUCCUUGGUGUGACUUGGAUUCAGAGACUAGUUACCUGGUACUGUAAUUUGCAUUAAAUAAACAGUAGGAUAGCUUAGAAAUGA
This is a messenger RNA of Myxocyprinus asiaticus (Chinese sucker), 6144 nucleotides long. RefSeq names its product glycogen synthase kinase 3 beta, genome duplicate a (gene gsk3ba). The transcript has 11 exons. Gene Ontology annotation, biological process: insulin receptor signaling pathway; negative regulation of canonical Wnt signaling pathway; regulation of neuron projection development. Gene Ontology annotation, cellular component: cytosol; glutamatergic synapse; beta-catenin destruction complex. Gene Ontology annotation, molecular function: ATP binding; tau-protein kinase activity; protein serine/threonine kinase activity. The record is from RefSeq and is a predicted model, not a curated record. Bases 782 to 2059 code for a protein of 425 amino acids. NCBI's taxonomy places the organism in Eukaryota, Metazoa, Chordata, Actinopteri, Cypriniformes, Catostomidae.